Molecule: messenger RNA, 820 nt
Organism: Thecamonas trahens ATCC 50062
Lineage: Eukaryota; Apusomonadida; Apusomonadidae
Product: Ras-like protein Rab-14
Exons: 3
Coding region: 61-726 (221 amino acids)
Cellular component (GO): Golgi apparatus
Molecular function (GO): GTPase activity; GTP binding
Source: RefSeq, a predicted model, not a curated record
CUGUUGAGUGGGCAAGGCAAGCCGAGAGAGGACGAGUCACUCAACUGUGCCGAGCGGACCAUGGCGGCGUCCUUUGACUAUGAGUACAUCAUGAAGUACAUUGUCAUUGGCGACAUGGGCGUGGGCAAGUCGUGCAUCCUGCAUCAGUUUACAGAGGGCAAAUUCAUGGCGGACUCGACGCACACGAUCGGGGUCGAGUUUGGGACGCGGAUCAUCGACGUGCUAGGCAAGCACAUCAAGCUGCAGAUCUGGGACACAGCCGGCCAAGAGCGGUUCCGGUCUGUGACGCGGUCGUACUACCGUGGGGCGGCAGGCGCGCUGCUGGUGUACGACAUCACACGGCGGUCGACGUUUGUGCACCUGGCGUCAUGGCUCACCGACGCCCGCAAUCUCACCAAUCCGAACACUGUCAUUGUGCUCAUUGGAAACAAGAGCGACCUCUCGACCCAGCGUGACGUGACCUACGAGGAGGCCGCCAAGUUUGCCGAGGAGAACGACCUGCUCUUCCUCGAGACGUCGGCAAGGACCGGCGACGGUGUCCAGGACGCCUUCUUUGACUCGGCCAAGCUCAUCUACAAGAACAUCAAGGACGGCUCGCUCGAUCUCAACGAGGGCGAAGUCGGCGUCCAGUACAAGCCUGCCGCUGGCUCCACCACCUCCUCCUCCCGCAUCAUCACCGGCGAGAGUGCCCCGGCCAAGAAGGACUCGGGUGGCUGCUCCUGUUGAGCCCCCCCUCUCCUCUCGAUCCACAAUGAACGCGUGGCUCGCGACUUUCGGCUAGCCACGGUAGCCAGAGACGAGGAAACAAGCCAGCCCCCCA